AUGAGAUUGCUUAUUCUCGUCUCUGUUGCCAUCAUUUGUGCCCUUGCACAGUUUGUUCCGCAGUACCAACAACAUCCGAACGCUGUUCCACAGAUGCAGCUCCAGAAUCCCCCUCCACGAUUCAGCCAAUACAGCAGUAAUAGCCAAUACGGACAAACUUCUGGAUACGGUACUCAAUACGGUACUCAGUACGGUCAGACGUCAAGUUACAACAACGGUUACAACAGCAACAACGGAUACACUACAACACCGUCGUACUACCAAAAUGGUUACACAACUACCCAAUAUGGUACAAACCGACUAUAUGAUAAUGGAGUCUACUACAACGGUGUAGCGUCCACGACGGCUUUGGCUGCUGUAUGCACUGCUGCCAUUGCCUACGUCUUGUAG
This is a messenger RNA of Haemonchus placei, 390 nucleotides long. The record is from the annotation of a GenBank genome assembly. NCBI's taxonomy places the organism in Eukaryota, Metazoa, Nematoda, Chromadorea, Rhabditida, Trichostrongylidae.